Molecule: messenger RNA, 1863 nt
Organism: Boeremia exigua
Lineage: Eukaryota; Fungi; Ascomycota; Dothideomycetes; Pleosporales; Didymellaceae
Exons: 5
Coding region: 1-1863 (620 amino acids)
Source: RefSeq, a predicted model, not a curated record
AUGGAGCCAGCCACGGAAAAACAUCUUCGCCCACGGCGAGAUCGAGGCCGCUCAUCCUUCACCACCCAUAGCGGAGGUCAGAAGACCAGAGCAAUACAAGGCGACGAGAAGACCAAACCCAUUGGAGACAGUAAAAGACGCAGGAUCAACGACAAGUCAAAGCGACGAGCCGCGCCUCUCAAGGACAUCACCGGUCUUUCAACAAAGCGACGACAGCAGCUCGAGCUCAGUCCCAGCAGUAACCUCGCACCUUUUGGGCCUGGGGUCUGUGACGAACAACUCCCCGUUAAGCCAAGUUCCUGCAAAGAAGAGGCUCCAGACAAGCUCAGUCGCCGCGAGCAGCAGCCACAAGAGCUUCAUCUCCCUCCUCCUCGAUAUCCGCUGACGACGAGCAAUCUUCGCGCACAUACCGAAAAAACCAACCCAGGCGAACAACUGCUUGACAGCAUGGCUAGAAGUAAAGACACGACGACGGCGUCGACGGCGGAGUAUGAACAGCAACUGAGGCAAUACAAGGCUUACGUUCACUCUGGAGCAACAAUGCCCAGGGAACUCGACAAGUUCAUCCGGAAUGUUGUCAUGGCGGACCGACCCGGUCCCCAUUCACCGACAGCAAGACUCCUUGCAGAGAACGCCGAGAACGCACAGCGCAAUUCAGAAUUCCAGGCUAUGAUGCUUCUGGCUCCACAUUUGAUGUUCCGAAGUGCCUAUGUCGAAAACGGUGAAAGAUUCAUGAAUAUGGAGCCUGAGGCAUUGUUCCACUCUGCCUACGUGACCAGUCCGGACAACGAUCAGUUCAUGCUUGCUCAACCAAAGCCCGACAUGACCAAUGGCUACAUUCCAAUAUCUGUAAUCACCUCGCGUGCAUCGUCGUCCCCUAUCGACUGGCCUUUCACCGAAGAAGAGGAGGAAAAGCUUUUGUCAGACGGCAAGCAUCCCCCAAUCCACCCAAAAUCUGCGAAAGCCGGUAUCUGGCAAGGUGUGCUCCAAACAACUCGUGACGGUUUGGCGGUCAUCGAGUACAACUAUCGACUCCACAAACGUGCCGGCGUGGAACCUGACGCUGUUGGCACUUGUCAUUGGUCCAUGACUGUGCUGGGUUCAGUUCGGUGGGACGGAGAUGAGAAUCCUGAAGUUGUCCAACUUCGAAAAUGUCUCCGCAAUCUCCUCCACUACGCGCAAACCCGUCGACUCGACCGUAUCAAGGACCUGUUGAAGAGAAUACCAACACCCACUCCGCGGUCAGGAACGAUCUCGAAUCAGCCCAGCAUGCCGCCGCCUAAGGGUCAUCUUGGAGGCCCUCAACAGAACUACAGCCCGUACGGCUACUACCCGUCCGGCUACUACCCGUCCGGCAUGCAUUAUGAAGAUUCGCAGCAGCAUCAACCCGCAAUCACAUCUGGAGGCUUUCAGCAGAACUGGGGUCAGUCCCCAGCCAGAUCAUUUCCUUCUUCUUCUCAACAGCACCAACAUCAACCUCCGAUCGGGUGGCUGUCCGGGUCUUAUCAAAACGAAGCUCAUCCCUCUUCCAGAUCGGCUCCUUGGUCCCCCCCGCGAAGUCUAGACCAAGCUCCAUCCGGAGUUUCUCCUCGAUCCCAACAGAGCCAGACUCGGCCUUCAUUUGAGCAGUCUUCUGGACCGCAGCGUCAGCCUCCACUUGGAAUGUCGCAGAGAGGUCAGCAGGACCAUGGCCAGCGGUCUCGUCUGCAAAACCGGGGUCAAAAUCCACAGCUGUCUCCGUCUCCCGCCAGUCGCAUACCCAGGUCACCACCUCAGGUCCGUCAGGACUCCUCUUCAGAUGCGCCCCGCAGGAGUGGGCGAGAACGCAAGCCACCCGUCCGAUAUGAGGGCUCCCCUUGGUGA